Rhizopus microsporus ATCC 52813 is the source of this 168-nucleotide messenger RNA. RefSeq lists its product as uncharacterized. The annotation marks the transcript as partial. The record is from RefSeq and is a predicted model, not a curated record. The transcript has a single exon. Gene Ontology annotation, molecular function: structural constituent of ribosome; RNA binding. Gene Ontology annotation, biological process: maturation of LSU-rRNA from tricistronic rRNA transcript (SSU-rRNA, 5.8S rRNA, LSU-rRNA). NCBI's taxonomy places the organism in Eukaryota, Fungi, Mucoromycota, Mucoromycetes, Mucorales, Rhizopodaceae. Gene Ontology annotation, cellular component: cytosolic large ribosomal subunit.
AAGAGACGUGACAUCUUCAAGCGUGCUGCCAAGUACCACGCUGAAUACAAGGCUAACGAACGCAAGGAAAUUGCUCUCCGUCGUCAAGCCAAGGCUACUGGUAACUACUAUGUUCCUGCCCAAGAAAAGUUGGUCUUCGUUGUUCGUAUCCGUGGUAUCAACAACAUU